CUGUACGUAGUGUAGUCCUCUCGGUACGUUUUACACCACGUAGCUGGUGCAUCUCACACGGACGACGAUGAAGAAACCAUGCUGUAUCCUCACGCUGCUGGCCUUGUUCUGCCAGAGCCCGCAGGCUUUUGUCCCCAUCAGCUCUAGGCAGCCCCGCGCAAGACUCGCAUCCGCGGGAUCCCACCGCCUUUCGCGAGAAGCCCGGGCAUCACCCGUGUCAUCAUGUAACAUCGAGGGCGGCAGCGGCGGGAGAACAGCCAUACAAUGGACGAGGCGGCGAAAUCGAGGAAGGGGGUGCACGGGUAAGAGCAGGACAGCCACCGGUGGCGUCCGUGAGUUGAGGGCUGGGUUCGACCUGCCCGGGUUGGGGGCCUUGCUGGAGCAGAGCACGCGGCACCACAUCCCUUCAGCCUUCACCGGGGGAACUGUGGGCGUCCUCGGCACUCUGUCGGCGAUUCAGCUCAAGAUCAACGAAGUGAAGGAACUCACGGCUUGCCCCUACUGCCGUUCCACGGGGCAGCUCCCGUGCGCGACUUGCUACGGCGUGGGCUCGAUAACCGUGCUGGACACCGUCGCGUCCUCGAACGAGGUGACCACGACGACGCUCACGUGCCCGUCCUGCCGCGGGAAAGGGUUCAUAACGUGCGUCAACUGCAAGGGCGACGGCCGCGGCGUGCCGCUCUUCCUCAACAAGAAGGUGUCGAGGGACCCCGAGAGCGAGAUCGAGGACGUGGGCUACGCAUAACCUGUUGCUAUGUAGACCUCGAACGAGAAAAAAUAUUGUCAUUGUUGAGUUGACGUGAUGACGGGAGGUCCGGCUGCGCUGAUCGGAAACCCGUGAGCUACCCACAUGCGUGCCCGAAUCUGGGGCGUUCCACACACAUCGGAAGAGGAGGGGUGUUUCGGAGCUUGCGGCACAGCUAAAACAGCGUUCAUGGCGUUCACUUCCGAAGUUGCUUCAACCUCCGUUUUUUUCUUUCGUUAUUGCGGUGCAUGAGUUGAGAAUUGCCGAGUGGCUUCAAGCCGACAUUGGAUAGGGAGACGGAUUAAGAUUUUGGGAACGGGCGCGCGAGGGGGGCACCCCCACGAGUGGUGGUGUAGAGAGCCGCUUCCUCCGUAGAAAUCGGCCACAACGUGCGCUUGAAGGACCAUACACGUUGGUUUCGUUCGUUCUUUGUUGGUGCCCCACCCCUGUUCGUCGUAAGGAAGCCGCCCCUGCCUUCCACAGUCGCUCUACGGCCAGUAUGGUGACGUAGCAGACACGCUUCUUGAGGGACCGGCAAUCGACCGACCUCGACAUCUAGAACUCAUCGGUCCAUUUGAGUGGAGUGGGCAAGGAGCGUUCGGCCGGCCGGCCGAAAAGUAAACACUUCGUAGUUUGUUGUGUGUAUGUUGUGCUUGCGUGGGCAUGUGUCUCUGUCCUAGGGGGGGGGGAGUGAACGUUGUCUACCGCACGGUGCUUUCAUUUUUGCAAAGGGCGAGGGUGGUAUGACAGGCGGGCGUUGGGUACGUACAAACUAAAACAUAGAGCGGCAUUGAACCGUGGGGGGAUCGCACGCUGCGACAGGAGAAGGUGCUAGGAAUCUCAGUAGCUCUCAUGACGGUGCAAAGCAUUUGACAACACGCAGCACGUAGACCUG
Messenger RNA from Ectocarpus sp. CCAP 1310/34, 1640 nucleotides. NCBI's taxonomy places the organism in Eukaryota, Phaeophyceae, Ectocarpales, Ectocarpaceae. The record is from the annotation of a GenBank genome assembly.